Aspergillus melleus is the source of this 1920-nucleotide messenger RNA. RefSeq lists its product as uncharacterized. NCBI's taxonomy places the organism in Eukaryota, Fungi, Ascomycota, Eurotiomycetes, Eurotiales, Aspergillaceae. The transcript has 2 exons. The coding region runs from base 1 to 1920 and encodes 639 amino acids. The record is from RefSeq and is a predicted model, not a curated record. Gene Ontology annotation, molecular function: oxidoreductase activity.
AUGGCGAGCACAGCGCUACACGGAUGGCAUCCAGGCGAGAUAUCCAUCCAGCGGCAGCUGGGAUAUGCAGACGCCGUGAAAGACGCCUGGCCGAUAAUCCGCAACUUCAUGCCUGAGCAGCAUCGUGCCUUCCAUACCUCCAGGCUGCCCUUCAUCCCCAUCACAACCGUGGAUGAAGACGGACGCCCGUGGGCAGCGAUUGUCGCGGGCUCAGCAGGGGAGGCUGGCUUUGUUCAUACCCCAGACUCGCAGACUCUCUUAAUCCAUGCUCGUCUGUGGGAUGGAGACCCACUACUUGACACAGUCAAGGCGUGGGUUGAUUCAAGCCAUACCCUGUCCACUGUUGCCCAGAGAUCGUUGACUGCGGGUCUGGGAAUUGAGUUCUCCACUCGACGGCGCAACAAGUUCGCUGGGACUAUUCAAAGUGUGGAGUGGCAGUCUAACCUGGACUAUAAGCUACACUUGAGAGUCACCCAAACAACAGGGAACUGUCCCAAGUACAUCAACGUUCGAAAGCUCAUCCCUCAUCCACAUACGUGUUCCAAGGUUGAACAUCGACAUCGGCGUUGGGGACCGCAGGGCCGACUUCCAGAUGAAGUAGUGACGUUUAUCCUCCAGGCUGAUACGGUCUUUGUUGGGUCCAUUUAUAAAUCAUCGCCGUCGGAUCUGCACAGGUUCCCUCCGCACGCUGGUAUGAACGCUCGCAGUGGCUUACCGGGGUUUAUUCGAGUGAGCCCGUCCGACGGCCGCACGGUCGUGGUGCCAGACUACUCAGGAAAUCGAUUUAUGUCCACUUUAGGCAACAUCGAGGCUAGUGGGCUAGUGGGAUUGACAAUUGUGUCGUUCACUACGGGCGACAUUCUCUAUUUGACGGGUACCGCUAAAAACCUAGUAGGUCCGCCUGCGCUUGAGGUCAUGACAAGACAUGCCGCCCUCACAUCUGUGAAUGUUACCGGGUUCGUCUUCGUCCGAAACGCUCUCCCAGUUCGACAGCAGGGUAAUACCCCCGUUGAACGCAGCCCAUACAGUCCUAAGAUCAAAUACCUAGUGGAAGAGACGGGUGCCCAGAGUAGGGACAGUGCAGAGCACAAGGCAAAGCUCCAAGAGGCAGUACAUGUCUCUUCGAACCUUGCAGUGUUCAAGUUUAAAGUCAUCUCUAGGCCUGGCGCUGGUACUCUGAGAAUCCGCCCCGGUCAAGCCAUCGUGCUUGAUUUUAUGGACUGGAUAGGACCACCGCAGUACCAACACAUGGCAAGCUCCAACCCUGGGUCAAUCAAUGAUGAUCGUGUCCGUACAUGGACGGUUUCUAGUGCCCAUGAAGAGCAGAAUGUGACAUGCUUCGAAUUAACCAUGCGAGAAAUGAAAGGCGGCGCCGUGACCGGCGCCCUAUUUGAUCGGCUGAGGAAAGACCAGUCCGAUCAGGCAGGUCAGCACAUUGUUUUUGACACUCCUAUUGUCGCCAACGUCGUUGGUAUCACGGGUGACUUUUUCAUCGACCGCGAGAAGAUCAAUGCGCUGUGGGUCGCCGGUGGCAUUGGAAUUACGCCAUUCCUCGCUAUGCUAAAUGCACUGGCAGAGCGUGGUCUUGCAGUGGAAGGCGACGUCAUGCUGGUCCUUGCAACGAGAGAACCGAACAUCAUGCUCAAUAUGAUGCGACCCUCUCUUGAGAGAAUAGCAUCAACCGUUCGGAUCACCAUUGCCAUAUUCACCCAUGACUCGGAGUUCAAUGCCGCUCAUCUCAAGCCAAAUCAGACCAUUUGCGUUCAUAGAGGUCGCGUGCUCCCAGAGUUUUGGAAGGAUAUCCCGCGCGACAAAGACGUUUUUAUUAGCGGGCCCAAUGGGUUCGGGGACUCAGUGACAGACGGGCUGCGAGCUGUCGGUUUCUCGCCAAAUAAAAUCCAUCGAGAAGGCUUUUAUUGA